GAGCUGCCCCACUUUCACAUUGCAAUAAAAGUAGGAUAAUCUUCAACUCUCUGUCACUUUUCUUCUCUCUUCUCUCUUCUCUCUUCUCUCUCCCCCCACCUUUUUUUGCUUCUUCUUCUUCCAUCCUUCUCUGCUCAAAGACUCAGCAUAACCUUACUCCUCCUCCUUCUUCUUUUGUUGACUUGUGGCCACCACAGAGGGAGACCCGUUUCUGGAUCUUCUGGUGUAGAGGCCUUUCAAAAUUAAGAAUUUGUUAACAUCAAUUGGUGUAUAGUGCUAGGGGGUUAAGUUUGAAGCCUUGCUUUCAACUUUUGUCAUUGGAAGCUUAUAGGUUGGAUCCAUAUUUUCCUGGAUAUUUAGGCUAUCUUUGUGUCUAAUUUUCCCUGUGAAAUGAUGAUGAUGUUUGAUGAGGUGGGGCUUUGUGGUGAUUUGGAUAUGUUGUCUGCUCCUCUUGGAGAAGGGGAUAUAACCGCCCGGCAAACUGAGCCAGAGGCGAUAGUUGAGGAUGAUUAUAGUGAUGAAGAAAUUGAUGAAGAUGAGCUUGAGAGGAGGGUGUGGAGGUAUAAAAUGCGUCUCAAGCGAUUGAAGGAACAAAGUAAAUCUAAGGAAGGAAUUGAUGCAGUGAAGCAGAGACAGUCCCAAGAACAGGCAAGGAGGAAAAAGAUGUCAAGGGCUCAAGAUGGAAUCUUGAAGUAUAUGCUGAAGAUGAUGGAGGUUUGCAAGGCCCAGGGAUUCGUUUAUGGGAUCAUUCCUGAGAAGGGAAAGCCUGUGACUGGGGCAUCUGAUAACCUUCGUGAAUGGUGGAAGGAUAAAGUCAGGUUUGAUCGAAAUGGUCCAGCUGCUAUAGCCAAGUAUCAAGCUGAUAAUGCAAUCCCGGGGAAGAAUGAUGGAUGUAAUUCCAUCGGUCCAACACCACACACCUUGCAAGAGCUGCAGGACACAACCUUGGGUUCUCUCUUAUCAGCACUCAUGCAGCACUGUGAUCCUCCGCAAAGGCGGUUUCCAUUGGAGAGGGGCGCUCCUCCACCGUGGUGGCCCACAGGGAAUGAAGACUGGUGGCCCCAAAUUGGUUUACCUAAAGAUCAAAGUCCUCCACCUUACAAGAAACCUCAUGACCUGAAGAAGGCAUGGAAAGUUGGUGUUCUUACUGCAGUAAUCAAGCACAUGUCUCCUGACAUUGCCAAAAUUCGCAAGCUUGUGAGGCAGUCCAAAUGCCUUCAAGAUAAAAUGACAGCCAAGGAAAGUGCAACCUGGUUGGCAAUCAUCAAUCAAGAGGAGGGCUUUGCACGUGAGCUUUACCCUGACUAUACCCCUCCAUUAGCCUCUGUGGGAGGUAGUGGAUCUUUGGUCAUCAAUGAUUGCAAUGAGUAUGAUGUUGAAGGUGGUGAGGAUGAGCCAAACUUUGAUGUGGAAGACCGGAAACCAGAGAAUCUUCAUGCAUCCAAUAUUGGGAUGGAAAGAAUCAAGGGAAGCCUGCCAGUUCAGCAGCCUUCUUUCCCAAUCAAGGGCGAGGCCGGAGCAAAUUUGGAUUUCAUGCGGAAGAGAAAGAUCUCUGGUGACUUCAACAUGAUGAUGGAUCAGAAGAAUUAUACUUGUGAACACCCUCAGUGCCCUUACAGUGAUGUUCGCCUUGGUUUCCCUGACAGAAUUUCUAGGGACAAUCAUCAAUUGAAUUGUCCAUAUAGAGGUACUUCAGAUUAUGGUGGACCAAAUUUUCAUGUUAAUGAGGUAAAGCCAGUCAUAUUCCCACAAUCCUUUGUUCAACCCAAAUCCACUGCUCAGUCUAUUAACUUGGUUCCACCUUCAUUUGAUCUAACCGGACUUGAAGUUCCAGAAGAUGACCAGAAAAUGAUUGGUGACCUUAUGACUGUCUAUGAUACAAAUGUUCAAGGCAACACGAACGUAAGUUCCAGUAAUCGUGCAGCUGCAGAAAAUCCGAACCUUCCUCAGCCAGGCAUUCAGCAGCAACAGGACAACUUCUUUCGCAGUCAAGGAUUUACUAUGGAAGGAAACUUCUUUCAAGAAGCCAAUAUGUCCAGUAAUCAUCACAUUUUUGCUAGAGAGGAGGGUCAAUUUGACCAAUUCAAAUCCCUAAAUGCUCCCUUUGAUACCAAUCACAACAACAAUAACUUCCAAUUAAUGUUUGGAUCCCCUUGUGAUUUGGCAUCCUUCGAUUUUAAGGAUAUGCAGGGAGUAGGGAUGGAUGGUCUUCAGAAACAACCAGAUAUUUCAAUAUGGUACCAGUGAAAACAAGUGGAAUAUGGAGACUCAAUCAAUCUACUAUGUACUCUUUUUAUUUUCCUUCAUAAAGAAGGCACCCCUGAUCAUGUGAAGCUCCUGUAGCCAAAAUGUUUUACUGCAAUUUUCUUCACAUGUAAUUCUGUAGGCUUAGAACUAGAUAUUUUUAUGUUUAUGCUUGGCAGGUCUAGUAUGUGUUAUAAUAAAAACUUACAUAUUCCCAUUAUGUAGCC
Abrus precatorius (Indian licorice) is the source of this 2471-nucleotide messenger RNA. RefSeq names its product protein ETHYLENE INSENSITIVE 3-like. NCBI's taxonomy places the organism in Eukaryota, Viridiplantae, Streptophyta, Magnoliopsida, Fabales, Fabaceae. The transcript has 2 exons. Gene Ontology annotation, cellular component: nucleus. The coding region runs from base 391 to 2247 and encodes 618 amino acids. The record is from RefSeq and is a predicted model, not a curated record. Gene Ontology annotation, molecular function: DNA-binding transcription factor activity; DNA binding.